Molecule: messenger RNA, 1717 nt
Organism: Mirounga angustirostris (Northern elephant seal)
Lineage: Eukaryota; Metazoa; Chordata; Mammalia; Carnivora; Phocidae
Gene: TMEM273
Product: transmembrane protein 273
Exons: 6
Coding region: 129-449 (106 amino acids)
Source: RefSeq, a predicted model, not a curated record
CAACCUCCUAGCCGUGGAGGCAGCUUCCUCCUUGUCUGUCACGUGGAGCUUGGCUCCCGUUCCUCACAGCCUUGGGUCACACAGCCCGCAGUGCCUGUUCGGAGAGGAGCCAGGAGCACAGAGCCAACAUGGGCUCGGGGGCCAGCAUGCUGAGAGCCUUCCUCCUCCUCCUGGAUGUUGGAGGAGCUCCAGUGUUAGCAACGGGCAAGUCUGCUGAGGCUGAAAUUGAUAUCAAGUACGCCAUCAUCGGGACGGCUCUGGGCGUCGCCAUAUCAGCUGUCUUCCUGGUCUUGAAGAUCUGCAUGAUCAGGAAACAUUUGUUUGAUAUCGACUCCUCGGACUUGAGAAGCACAAACCCAGGCUUCAACGAUACCAUCACACUAAAGAAGAGAGUCCCAAGGUCAAACCUCAGUUUCUCCGAAAGAGGUGAACAAGUGAUUGAGCUCUGAAUGAGUGGCCUCUUCAGGAGAGGUUGGGCAGUCUGGACAGUUUCAGUCUCAGGGAUGUCAUGAAUUUGAGCUUCCAAAGCUGGUGAUGGACCUUCACGUGGAACUCAAUGCCCAGGCACGUAAGAGAUGGAAUAGAGUCUACAGUGUUUCUGGCCUGAAGGAAAAUAUCAAUCCUCUUCCACGAGAAGCUGACUGCAUAGAGGGAGGCAUGAGCACAUUAUCCAGCAGUAAGAAAAGAUGGAAACCAAUAAAUCCACACUGUCUAUCCUGGUCCUCCAUGAUGGCGCUGUUCAUGAUUCUAUGAUAGCAUUGUGUCCAUAUCAGUGGAACCUACCCAUAGCAAAUGGCUCAUGGAAAUGGGGACCAAAGUCAAGACACAGCCUCCUUAGCACCACCAUUUAUCAACAGGUAAGCAUCAUUUUCUAGAACUGAUGGCCUCACCAUCUCCAUUGCCAUAAGAAUCCCCCUGCAAAUAUUCAGGGUCCUUGAGACAUGAAGACCAUGGAGUCUUCUGGUCUGGUCAUGAGACUGGUCAUGAGACUUCUGGUCUCAUGAAUGAAAGACUGACCUUCCACGGAAAGAAAUGGAGGGCUGGGCCGGAGUGAGAGGAAAGGGUCUCAAUGGCCACGGAAUGGCCUGCAGCUCUGCAAAUGAUGGAGCCAACAAAGGAUUAAAUGAAAAAGCCGAUGGUGUACUUUAUAGGGACCUACACAGAUGUAAGGGAUUAUUGUUAUGUUAUAGCAUUAUUUUGUGGUUAUUAGUACAAAUGUGAAUGGCUUUUGCCUGGAGGACAUGACUAGCAGAGGCUUAGGAAACCCCCAUCUUCUUAUUAUUGCCAUCAACCUAAGGCUGUGUGGCACAAACCCCAUUAAUAUUUCUCUCCCCCAUACUAUUAACCCUGUAUUUCCGGGGCUGCAUUAUGGAAUACUCUUUGCCUUUCCAGUUCAACAGAAAUCCAGGUGGUUGCGUGGGCUGGUUCUCCUCCGAUUGGGUUACUCUCCUUGUGUGUGAUGAAAGAUGAGCAAUAUUUCAAAACAAAGUGCUGUGUUAUAAGAAUUUGCCUGGAUUCCCAGGGCGUCUUUUAUCUGACUUGAUAACAACAUAGUUCAUUAGCAGCCUUUGUUAGCUGAUAACCUAAAGCAGUAACAUGAUACUCAUAAGGAAUUUUCUGUGUGUAAGAAUAAACCAUCUUGUAAGGUAUCUGUUAAUUGAUUUGCUUCUUUUACCAGCAUUUUAAUUAAGACUUCUGGUUUGUGAGUGGCAGAGAC